UUCUCUAGCGAGCACCAAGAGAUCUUCAGCUUCUUCAACUUGGUGUCAGUUCUGCCGAACGCGAUGGACUCUUGAGCGGCUUUUGUGAUUGUGAAGUGAUUUGUACCGACUCAGGAUGUGGAUUAAGACGAUAGUGUUAGUAGGCUGCGUCCUCGCGACCUUGGGCUCUGAAGAGCAGCGUUCGAAUAACAAGAAGAAGGAAGACCCUCGAGGCAAACGCAAUCUCCAGUACUUGGCUCACCAUUACAACGGUCCUCAUUCCUACCUGGAAAGGCGGAUAUCCACGGGUUCCCAAAUUCCAUCACUGUACCAUUCUCAGUUCUUCCCAGGUCCUAGGUCCUACUCGCCGUAUCACAAAGGUAGACCACAUUCUCUAUAUCCGCCUCCUUAUGCCGUUCAAAUGGAACCUCUCGUCCACUACUCGCAACGAGAUCCUUUGUACGAUACUAACACUUUAUCCCUGAAUGCAGAUGGCCAAGACGACCUCUUAACCGAUAAUAACCACCUUAGCGAGAACGUUUACGGGCCGCAAAAACACGUAGUCGAAAGACCCGUCUACAUUAAAGAGCCCGAACCCAUCAUUGAAAUCAUUAUCAAGGAAUCGAACGUUACUUUACCGCCGCCUCCGGCGCCGCCCACGCCGCCACCAAAGAAAAAAGAACAAGUGCAGGUGUUUUACGUCAAGUACAAGAAAAACCCCAACGGACACGGCAAAGAAAGCGUGAUUUAUGACAAACCGAUCCCUGCCAUCUCCCAGCCGGUGCCAGAAGAACACGAGGAACCCCAACCCUACCACCACCAUCACCAGGAAGUCGUGACUUCACCACCUCCCCCAAGUACCACCCUACGCACGAUUAUCCGCCCAGAUUCCGAAACCUACCACAGUCCCAGUGGUGUUAAAGUAACUUUCGGCAAAGAAUCCUUCGAUUACGAUAAAAGAUCGAGCAAACCUGAAGAUCUGAAAGCUUCACCAGGUGACCACAGAUCAAUCCAGUUCCCCCAAGGACGACAGUUAUCCUCGUUCCCCCCAAGUGUCCCCCGACGCCCUUCUAACCACAACUUCAACCCUUCGACAAACUCACGCCAACCCCAACCCUACCGCCCUUUCAACUUCUUCCGACAACAAACGCAAAAUUUCAGGCCUAACCCGCAACAAUACUCCACUUUGCCCAAAUUUCCCGAAUUUUCACAACCGCCCAAAACCAGUCAACGGUUUCCACCACCAAGACCCGUCCCACCCCAAUUCCAGCGCCAACCAGUGCCCUACCAACCGUUUGAGGCUUUGAGGACACAACCGCCCAUCCAGUUCAGACCACAAACGCACUUCCCGGUUACUCAAUCCCCAAUUACGGAAAAACCACAUUUCAACCAGUUCAGGCAACAGUUCAACCAAGCCAAACCACCGUCGAGUCAAUAUCACACCCUCCCGCAGUUUCAACAAGAAAACAACUUCCCACAGAGGCCUGAACCACAGUUUCAACAACCGCAACAAAGGCCAGAACCACAAUUUCAACAACCGCAACAAAGGCCAGAACCACAAUUUCAACAACCACAACAAAGGCCAGAACAUUUUCAACAACCCCAAUUUCAACAACCUAGCAUUAUCCCACCAGGAGGUGAACUAAUUCAAUCCCUUCCUAAAUUCGAGCAACAUAUUUCUGUUUCUGAACCCAGUCCUUCCCAGUUUCAAUAUCAACCACAAUCCAAGAAACAAGAGCCACAACAGCAGUUCCAAUAUCAACCACAACCAAAGCAACCAGAGCCACAACAGCAAUUCCAAUAUCAAACACAACCAAAACCACAAGAGCCACAACAACAGUUCCAGUAUCAACAAAAAACCAAGCAACCGGAGUUUCAAUAUCAACAACAACCCAAGCAAGAGUUUCAGUAUCAACAGCAACCCAAGCAAGAGUUCAAAUACCAACAGCAACAAUCCUCGGUUCAAGUUGAAAAACCCAAACAACAUCAACACUCCCCUGAUCAACUUCAACAGCAACUACGCGAAGCUAACGCUUUCCAGGAAUCAAUCCGUCACUCCUCUCCCCAGUUUUUCAACUUCCAACAACCCCAGUAUUACCAAACUUCGCCCAAACCUACAACUCCCAGACCCACAACCAGUACGACAACACAAGAGCCGGAAAAACCAUCAACAACGACCAAAGACCCCAAAGUUUUGAACGCGCAACUUCCUGAUGAAGUCCCGGAUGACCUCCGGCAACAACUCCUCUCGUCUGGAAUUUUGAACAAUGCCGAUAUUUCCGUUCUGGAUUACGAUAAAGUUGGGGAUAUCCCACUCUCGGCGCUUCCUCCAGACCAGUUGGCCAACUUUUAUAGUGCCGGAGGUGCCCAACAGAUCGCUGCUGGAAGUGAGCCGGUGCCGGCAGUAGCCGACAGACAAUUCGAAGCGGAAGCUUCAGAAAUCCACGAAGUGACUGCCAAGCCAGAGGUGCAGAUGAAAGUUGUGAGAUACGACCCGGAAAGUGAUCGGGGUCAGCAAGUACAAGAAGCGUACGUUAAGAACGAUGCGACACAGGUGGAACCCGUGGUUCUCAACGACGAAAAAUACAACAGAUACUUGCCGCUGAAAGUCAGCGGGGCCCAGUUCCCGAUCCCGGACGUUCCCGAACUGAAGGGCAAAAAAAUUUCAAGUGUCGUGGUCCUAGCUCCUGUUAAGUACGACUUUGCGUCCUCGCGCCAAACGCGCGACGCCAAAGAAGUCGAGUUGGUCGAAGGCCAGUUCCUGAAGGAACUGCUAGAAGACCCUUCGACCGAGAAUUUCAAAAGGUUUCUAGAGAAUGAGAAUCGGACGCGAAGCGAUCGCCAAGCCGUGAUUCUACUAGUGACAGGACCGAAUGAAGCAAAAGAACGCGAGAUUUUUAUGUACGACCUGGCGACCCAGACUGUGAGCAAACUGAACGGGGAGCUGUCCAGUGCUUUUGUGAACGCAGCUGAGGCCAAUUCGCUCAAGGACACCAAAGCCUCGGCGUCUGAAAUCGUCGAGACCAGGGUGCCUGUCAUAGACCCCCAGAGCGACCUGGAGACCGAAGCGUCCGAAAACCUGGAGAGCUUCGUGGAUGUGUCUGGGAUUCCAGUCGAUGACGAUUUGACCGCAAGCGAGACACGGCAUAGCAAGACUGGCGUUUAAGGGCAAGAGUGAGGUGGAAGGUCGAUGAAGGGGUUCGCCGCAGGCGAACGCAACCCCACGUGCAUAUUCGCAAAAAUUUAUUUAUUGAGACAUCGUUAUUUUCCAACUCGACUCUGUUCUUUGACUUCCGUUUUUGACGAUAUUGCCGGGGCUGCGUCAGCAGUGGCCAACUUUUUCAUCCAGUGGUUAGAUUUAGGACGGGUCUGGAAUAUUUCCGGCCCUUUUUGUACAGUGUAUGAUAAGUGUAUUACUUUUAUAAUAAAGAAUUUGUAAGAAUUGA
This is a messenger RNA of Tribolium castaneum (red flour beetle), 3425 nucleotides long. RefSeq lists its product as uncharacterized. The transcript is spliced from 4 exons. Lineage: Eukaryota; Metazoa; Arthropoda; Insecta; Coleoptera; Tenebrionidae. Bases 116 to 3145 code for a protein of 1009 amino acids. The record is from RefSeq and is a predicted model, not a curated record.